UCCACUUCAGAGACCAGAAUGUUUUUGAGAAGUGAAUGGCUAUCAUUGUUACACACCAUCAAUCCUAGCACCACACCCAGCUCUCUUUUAUACAUUCACAUCGAAAGAGAAAAGACUGAUACUUUCUCUCUUCCUUUCUCCACCCAAUAUGGCAACUCUGCAAUCCAUUGCAUUGGCCUCUCCGGCCUCUCACAAUUCUCUGCAACCACGCUCUUUCUCAGGCCUUACAUCUUCGGCUGCUUAUCGAAGUGUCUUAUCCCCAUUCCAUGGCCGAUCGUUGCACCUGACUCGUCCACAAUUGGCCUUAAGAGGACGGACUUUGCAGAAAUUCAGUCCCAUUUCAAUGAUGGUCAAGCCAACUAUUCAAUUUGUCCAAGGAACUGAUGAACAGACGGUACCAGAUGUGAGGCUUACCAAAUCUAAAGAUGGUACAAAUGGUGUGGCUAUUUUUUUGUUUGAGCAGCCAUCCGUUUUUGAUGCUUCUGGUAAUGUUGGUGAUAUCACGGGCUUUUUCAUGAUUGAUGAGGAAGGAGUUCUUCAAUCUACUAAUGUUAAUGCCAAAUUUAUCAAUGGGAAACCUUCAGGGAUUGAAGCAAAGUACAUAAUGCGAACCCCCCGAGAGUGGGACAGAUUCAUGAGAUUCAUGGAGAGGUAUGCGAAUGCAAAGGGCUUAUCAUUUAUCAAAAGUUGAGGCAAUUUAUAUCCUUUCUUUGUUUGUUUUUAGUCAUCUUCUUUUAACUGUCAUUGCGGUGGUUUUUGUAUAAUUUAGUCAAGGAAAACUUGAAAAAAUAUUGUUCGACUCCUAUCUAGGUUUCUUGCCAAUGGCAAUCUCUUCUACA
Messenger RNA from Tripterygium wilfordii, 839 nucleotides. RefSeq names its product photosystem II reaction center PSB28 protein, chloroplastic. Lineage: Eukaryota; Viridiplantae; Streptophyta; Magnoliopsida; Celastrales; Celastraceae. Gene Ontology annotation, biological process: photosynthesis. The coding region runs from base 149 to 691 and encodes 180 amino acids. The record is from RefSeq and is a predicted model, not a curated record. Gene Ontology annotation, cellular component: chloroplast thylakoid membrane; photosystem II; photosystem II oxygen evolving complex. The transcript is spliced from 2 exons.